Molecule: messenger RNA, 5283 nt
Organism: Fusarium odoratissimum NRRL 54006
Lineage: Eukaryota; Fungi; Ascomycota; Sordariomycetes; Hypocreales; Nectriaceae
Exons: 3
Coding region: 335-1474 (379 amino acids)
Biological process (GO): proteasome-mediated ubiquitin-dependent protein catabolic process
Molecular function (GO): proteasome binding; endopeptidase inhibitor activity
Source: RefSeq, a predicted model, not a curated record
CACACGCCAUGUUGAGGUCACUCAAUGAUACCAUGCUUCGAGCCUGAGAUUAUUAAGCUCAAGUGCCUAAUCAAUGCCUUAUCUAGGCAACCAAUCCUGCACCAAUACAUGGCUUUUCUCCAGAAUCACUGACGAUGCCCCGCGAUACCCAAAGUAAAGGAUCCACAUAUAGGGCUGAGGAGGCAACUAUUUCAUGACGCCGCUUCCCAAACUUCCUCAGCGUUAACUCAUAACCUCCAUCUUCUCCACUGUCUUUAGCGAGCUACUACAUCUACUUAAACUCCACUCAUCAACUACAUCAUCAAAAAAGGCAUCAAAACCAUCGCACUUCAUCAUGUCAGAACCUCUCAGUGUUGCCGCCAUUCUAAAUGGCAUGGCAGAUGCUCUACCAACGCAUCCCCCCAAUGACGAUUCAUCUGACCUCGCUUCGUCGUACGAAGUCAUCGCUCUCCUCAUCCAUUCAUAUCUCGCUGCUCUCGGCUUCAAGCUCCUAGGUUUUGAUGAGGACAAGAACAUACCUGAAUGCGAGUCACUCGCUCCUCGUCUACCGCCGCAAUGGAAUUCAGGUUUCGGUUCUUACAGUUUUGUCUACAAGCACAAGCAAUCAGCCAUGACUUUUAGUAUCCGUAUUGACCGCAUGGGUAAAAAGGUCGAGGUUCGAGGAGUAGCCGUCGCAGAUGACAACAUCCGUCGUUUUGAGAGGUCGAUCAGCGACGUUGUGGAUUCUAGGAAACUCCCUCUUCGCAUCACCAUCAAGGACGGCCAGGAAGAUCGAAGUGAUCUUCCCGAGAAGCUCCGCGGUGUCUUCGCCUCUGAACAAGCUAUUGCUGAUAUCUUACAUGACCUCAAGGUCAACAUCGUUCAAAAGCUCAUCCCAAAACUCCAAAGCGAAGGCUAUGUUGAGACAGCUGAAGCCGAAGCUAAUGCACGCUCCGAGCGCCGUGCUCAAGAAGCUCAGAACCCAGACCGUCCGUUCCGUGGCGAUCCUGUACCACACCCACACCCGCUUCAACCCCCAGCGAAUCCACUCCCUGAGAUGGCUCGUCCACGGCCUGCACCAGUGGGCGACUUCCCUCCUCCCGGCUUCGAGGAUGAGUACGAGAUGAACCGGCCUCCACGAGGCGGUCUUCAAAUGCCAGGAAGAUCGCCCUACAACAUCGGUCACGAUGACUUGAAUCCUCCCGGUCUUGGUCCGCACGAUCCUCUUCGUGGCUCGUUCAUUGGCGGAGGACUACCUCGUCCUGGUGGCGGCUCGGGGAUGCAUCCUACUUUCGAUGAUCCUUUGUUUGGCGGGCAAGGAGGUGACGGUUCCUCUGGUUUCGAUCCCCAAGCACCGCCAGGAGCCCGCUGGGAUCCCACUGGCCCUGGUGGCAACCCGAGGUUCCCUGGUCCUGGUAGCGGAAGGGGAAACAAUCCCUUUGGUGGAGGUUAUGGUGGCGGAUUUGGAGGAGGCUUUGGCGGAGAUAUCAUCUAGACAGGAGAGAAACGGAACAUCGUAGCAAGCGAUGGUUACCAGCAACGGUUGACUAGGUAGAUACUAAUGGCGGGUGUACGCUUGCUUCGGCAGAAUGAUUAAUGAUCAAUUCUCUUCUACUCAACUAGUUCAUGUUUCGACUUUUCCAUUGUGGUGUAUUCCAUUCCUCGUUAAUUCAUACUCUCUUUCAAACAGACCGCCCGCACGUUUUCUCUAAUUCUAUCUGCAAUUCAUGUCCAGUCAUAAUAAGGCAGGCUUCUCUGGUAUCCAUUAAACCAAUUUCAGUGACCCAGAGUUUAUCGCGCUCUCUGUCUCCUUCUGUAAGCGGCAUAUCAGAAGUUUAAUAGCAAUGGCUCUUGCCUGUAUUCGGAAAGCAAGCUUCUGAUGGUACCGUCGACGAGCGGAGCUGACCUUCUUCUCCUCCUUAUUCGAAGAUCCGUUGCAAGCAUAUGCAGUUCCAGUCUAUUGUCCUGCUGAGCUGGCAACCUCGUUGAGCUUCGACUUCUCUUCUUCUGUAAGCAUGUUGUACCACUCCUGGAAGUUGGCAAUGUUCUCGCGGCCGCAGCGGAUGAAGAAGUCGGUCAGGUAGGCUUGGGUUUCGUCGUCUCGCUGUCUCUGGCCACCUUCCAUGAAAGACAUCAGGUCAGCUUUCGUGGUACCAAGGCUGAGGUCGAGAGUAUCAUCCUCAUCCUCCCAACCCUCUUCGUCAUUCUCGUCGUCAAAGCUAGCAGACGCAACAGCAGCAGAGGCGGCGUUCGCAGCAGCCCGUUGGCCAGAUGCAGACAGAAGCUCCUCAAUGAGGACCUUGAUGAUUUUGAGGGAAGCAGGAACGAUCGUGUAUUGGUCUGGGUCUGAUUUUUGGUUGGUCUCAUUAGCUUGCUGACUUUCAGCGUAUCGGGCGUAGAUUGAAUCUAGGGUCGAGGUGGUGGUUGAGAAGUCGUGAAUUGUUGGAUACAUACUCUGCUUUGCGCGUGAGCGCGUCUUGAUAAGCCCAUCGUCGUUGUUGACGAUCAGGUCGCCCUUGACUUGUGUCUGGGCCAGGCGAGGAUCAUUCAGAGAGUAAAGCUUCGACAGUGCAAUAACACUAGUAAUCAAGUUAGCAGAUGGCUUGUGUCCGAUUCGGCUGGGCAUACUUUUGUCGAAUUUCAUCGUAUCCAGCAAAGUUGACAGAGUUCUCUAGCCACUUGGCCAUGACAACCUGCAGGCCACUUUCCCCGUUGAUCUGAACCUGGCUCAGGAACUCGACAACAUCUUGAGCGCCAGAGAGGGUAAGUCGGGCGAAGACAAGAAUAAGAGAUUGAAUGAAGGCUGCAGCUUGAGCGGUAGCAAGUCGGUUAGCGACAGCUUGGAGAAGCUGAGGUAGGAAAGGACCAAGGCGCUCUUGGCCAGCCUUCUCGACGAGCUCGGCAGCCAGACCGCCAACCUCGGAGGCUGAGUUAUCCUCAAUAGAAGGACCCAGAAGUCGGUCAAUGAUGUGCAAGCAAACCUCCAGACCAGAGCGGCCGUUGGCAUCUUGCCAAGCAAGGACUUGCUGAUGAUCAUGCUGAAGCAUCCACUUCACAACUUCAGAUCCAGGUCGGAGGACCUCUCCCUCGGUAGACUCCAUAAGGAGACGGUUCAACUUAGGGAAAGUAGCCGCGACAAAACCUGCGGGGAGAGGCUCAGGUCCGUUCUCGGCCAAGACAGCCAAUAACUCGGUGGCAACCUGGGUAUUGUCAGUUAAGCAUGAAAACUGUUUCAUUAAGAUACUCACUGUGACCAGAGGGUUAUCCUCAGUCAGGUUAGCGACAUCAAAUGCGCCGGUAAGCGUGGGCAGAAGCUUUGCGCAGAGAGCGGUGUAAGAUUCAGUGUCAGAGAGAUCAGCAACAAUAUCUUCAAAUGCCUCGGAAAUCAGCAUAGUGACUUGGAAGUUGCUUGCGCCUAGCUUGGCUAGCAUGAAAAGCAGAUCAACCGACUUAACAUCAUUGGACAGGGCGAUGCGUUUAUCGAGAGUAAUGGCGGCGCGGAGAGCUUCAGCGAGCGUAACGAGAAGUUCGUCUGCAUCUUCCAUAUCACUGGGGUCCUUGUUGUUCAUGUAGCUUUGAAUGGCGUUGAUAAUAGGAACCUGCCUAUCGGCCGACACUCGGCCAGCGUUUAUCAAACCCUCGACAGCCUUGACACAGGCGACCUGCACAACCUCGGACUCCUCUUGAGUGAUAGAGGUGAUAAUGCGGUCCAACAGCUCAACCGGUGUCUGGAAAGAACGGCAAAGCAUACCGGCGACGAGAUAACCUCUAGCGCGGAGAAGAGGCUCUCCGGGCCGGUUAACGGCGUAGUCAACCAGGGAAAGAUAGGCGUGGGCCACUGCUUCGGGGAUAUCCUUGUUCAUGUCUUGGAAGUCGCUAACCAGCAUGACAAAAAGGUAGAGCGCCGCCUCUUGGCUACGCCAGUCGGAACCUUCGCCACCAAAUAGGGACUGUGUUUGACCAAACAGGCCGUCGAUCGUCUUCUGGUUAAACCACUCACCCAUCUUGAUUAACAGGUCCCCUGCGGCAGUUCGUGCGGUAUAGUUGGCAGUCACGGAGGUCUCCUCAGCAAGAUACAGGGAGCAGUCGAUAUCCCACAAGUCCUCUUCCUCCCGAGUCACUCGCGAAUAACCAAUAAGCAUGUUCAUAAUCUCCUUCAUCCAGGGAACCUCUUGAGCUGAGGCAUGAGCAUUGAGGUGGCCGUCCAGCUCGGCUUGCACAGGAGGGGCUCUGAAGCAUUGGUUAAGGAAGUCCAAUUCUUCGAGAAUGAGGAAAUCCAAGGUAUAUGGAAGGUUGUCCGAGUCUUCGAGACGUCCUUGGGCAUCCUCUUUGAUAUAGAGCUGCUCGUGUGGUCCCUGCAGAGUAGAGAGCUCUUUCCAGACUGCACUGAAGAAGAUGGUACUUUGGGGAAGAAGUAGGUUAGGGAAGACGCGUCGAAUUCGGAGGAGUGUCUUGACGACCUGAAGUUUGAGAGCGAUAAUAUGGCUCCAAGAGUCAGGCUGAGACCCGCUCUCUAGGUUGGCUUCUGGAAGAGGGCUCUGUAGAACGGUAAUAAAGAAGGGGUUCCAUUGUUGAAGAAGACCAUCCGCAAAAGCGCGGACCUCCUUAGCGUGGUCCUCCUUAAUCAUAUUGAGGAGAUCAAAACAUCCUCGGAAGAUGGAAAUAGCGAGCGCUCGGUGCAUGGGCUUUCGGUUCUCAUUGAGGGCGACUUCGGCAAGGGCCUUGGCAAUAUCUUGGGCCAUUGAAAAGAACUGGUCCUCGCUCAAACUCUCUUCAAUUAUGUCGUUGAGUAAUCGCAGGGCGCCGUGAAGCUGUGAAUCGGUGCCGGCCGGGACGACGGAGAUAACUGUGGGGAGAAGGUUUGGCCAUUGCUCAGGGAAGUCGUGCACAGCGAUUUUGCCAACAGCGUAACUGGCUGAGAUCUUGACUUUGCGAUCGUCCUCCGGGCUCAACACAAGGUCGAGCAGGACCUGCUUGAGCUGGCCUCUCGCCUCAUCAGAGAUAGGAAUGAUGGGCCCAUCAUCAGGAUCAUCGUUACUCCAGUUGUUCUCGAUAAAAAGUCGCAGGUUGCUCAGUGCAGCCUGGCGGAUGUUGGUAUCAAUCGAGGUGUGGGCGGCGAUGUUGGCGAGAGACAGGGGAAAGGCGGGAUUCGUUCGGGCGCGCUUCAGCUCGAGUUCGGCCUGUAGUCUGGGACCCUGUUCAGACAGCUGAGUGUUGGAAAGGAGCUGCACCAACUGGUCCUCCAUGAUUGUAUAUCAAGGACUUUGGUAAAUAAAAAGGUUUGAAUGAGAUGGUUAAAAAAAA